AUGAAGCCCCGGCAAGGCGCAGUCCACGUGGUGGGCGGAACGGACGACGACGAGGAUGCGGAGAUUCCGCGCGCGCGGGCGGAGAAGUGGUCGCUGGCGGACGUGGCGGAGGCUACGGCGCAGUUCGCGCAGGAGCGCGUGAUCGAGGCGGAGGGGCAGAGCGUGGUGCUGCGCGGGAGCGCGCGCGACGGGCGGGACGUGGCGGUCAAGCGGUGCAAGCAGCCGCAGCCCGAGACCCAGGCGCUGUUUCUCCGAGAGGUGCGCUGGCUCUGGAGGCGCGUGAUUUGGGUGAUGGGUGGCGGUCUUGCCGCGGGUGGGGGGUUGCUUCUAAGCGUGCUGCUGCGUGGCGGUCAAGCGGUGCAAGCAGCCGCAGCCCGAGACCCAGGCGCUGUUUCUCCGCGAGGGAUGGGCUUCCACGCCUCGCUUCCUUGCGUCCUGGCUCACUGCCUUCCUGGCUGCACCCUCCUGUCUCGGCUGCACCCUCCUGUCUCGGCUGCACCCUCCUGUCUCGGCUGCACCCUCCUGUCUCGGCUGCACCCUCCUGUCUCGGCUGCACCCUCCUGUCUCUGCUGCACCCUCCUGUCUCGGCUGCACCCUCCUGUCUCUGCUGCACCCUCCUGUCUCGGCUGCACCCUCCUGUCUCUGCUGCACCCUCCUGUCUCGGCUGCACCCUCCUGUCUCGGCUGCACCCUCCUGUCUCGGCUGCACCCUCCUGUCUCUGCUGCACCCUCCUGUCUCGGCUGCACCCUCCUGUCUCGGCUGCACCCUCCUGUGAUGCUGAUCACGAGUAUGCGCCACCCCAGCCUGCUCCUCCUUGUGGGCUACUGCGACGAGGAAGCACAUGCAGCGCGGCUCCUAGACCCUCUUGCGUACAUUCCCACCCUCCUUCCCCUUCCCCCCGGCCAGGUGAUGCUGAUCACGAGUGUGCGCCACCCCAGCCUGCUCCCCCUUGUGGGCAACUGCGACGAGGAAGCAGAUACUCAUUUUCGAGCACAUGCAGCGCGGCUCCUAAACCCUCUUGCGUACAUUCCCACCCUCCCUCCCCUUCCCCCCUGCCAGGUGAUGCUCAUCACGAGUCUGCGCCACCCCAAUCUCCUCCCGCUCGUGGGCUACUGCGACGAGGGCAGCGAGCAGAUCCUCAUAUUCGAGCACAUGCAGCACGGCUCGCUCGCUUCCUGGCUGCGCCCGCGUGCAGACGGCAAUGUGUCUAGACCGCCACUCACGUUUGAGCAGCGCUUGAGGAUCGCUGCUGACGUGGCACGCGCUGUGGAGUUCCUGCACUCGCAGCCCAAGCCGGUGGUGCACCGUGACGUCAAGACCCAAACCAUCCUGCUGGACGAGAAAUUCAAUGCGAAGCUGGGGGGUUUGGGGACGCGCAAGCAUCUGCCAGGGGAGUCGAGCCGAGUGCGCGUGCAGCGGAGGAAGGGGUACCUGGAUCCCGAAUACUGCCAAACCUUCGUCGUCACUACCAAGGCCGAGAUCUUUGCAGUUGGAGUUGUCAUCCUCGAGCUUAUAACGGGUCGACCACCAGUGGUGGAAGAAGAGGUGGUAGCUAAGGAGGGUCGAAACACUGUCAAGAUUGUUACACUUGCUCAAUGGCCUCGCUCUCCCGCCCCAAAAGGCUCCCCUCGUGCUGGCAGGGCGGCACGGAGAUCCCGAGGCUCGUCGCUGGGCGGCGGAGAGUCCGAAGCAGCGCACGAGUACACUGUAGCUCCCGUGGACGUUAUUUUAGGUCUCAAGCCGGCGGGUAGCGCGGGCGUGGGUGCCGACCAAAGGGGUUCCGACGCGGAACGGCUCGGUAAUGGGGCAGUGCUAGCUGGUAGCGGGGCAGUUAAUAGCGGGGCAGCCAGUGAGCAGCAGAGCGCGGAGCCUGGUGGUGUGCCACGUAAUGGCUCCCGAUCACCCCGUCUGUCGCCACUUCAGCCACCCGCAUUUCAGCUGUCGCCACAACAGCAGCCGCCGCACCACCAGCCGUCGCAUCAGCAGUCGCCAUAUCAGCAGGUGCCGCAUCAACAGGCGCCACAUCAGCAGCCGUCGCAUCAGCAGUCUCCAUAUCAGCAGGUGUCACAUCAGCAGGCACAAUAUCAGCAGCCGCCACAUCAGCCACCACCACAUCAGCAGCCUCAAUAUCAGCAGCCGCCACAUCAGCAGCCGCAGCAGGAAGCGGUCCCGCAGCAGGAGUCUAGCCAAGGACCGAGUCCGAGCCUCAGCCAUACUUCCAGCGUCGGCCCGAGCCAGACUGCGAGCUUCGGCAGCCAGGGAGGGACGCCUGGGAGCGUCCAGAUAGCCGCCACUCUGCUUCAAUUCUCUUAUAACGAGUUGUUCGAGGCUACUAACGGGUUCAGCAGGGAGGGCAAGCUGGGGGAGGGAGGAUUCGGGAGCGUGCACAAGGGGAGAGUGCAUGUUGGUGGGGGGAGGAUGGAGGAAGUUGCUGUGAAGGCGCUGAACCAGGAGGGUUACCAGGGCGAGGCGGAGUGGGUGACCGAAGUGAGGUACCUGGGAGCGUUGGGGCAUCCGAACCUGGUGCGGCUGGUGGGAUACUGCAUGGAGGGCGAGCACCGGCUGCUGGCAUACGAGCUGAUGGAGUAUGGCAGCUUGGAAAGAUACCUGUUCAGACGCAACGUCACCCCUCUCCCCUGGAACAUCCGUAUGAAGGUCGCUCUGCAUGCUGCCAGAGGACUCGCCUACCUGCACGAGGAGACAGAGGCGCAGGUCAUCUACAGAGAUUUCAAGGCGUCUAACAUUCUCGUCGACAGGGUCAUUUACCGUGCCUCCAGCUCCAGCAACCGCCUUCCGGAUCAGAUCUUUCUUUCAUUCCCCCUUUCUCGCCCCUUUCCCCUCUCUACCCCCCUGUAUCCCCGCUCCACCCCCCUCCUCCCCCCUCCUCUUCUCCACUCCCCCUCCAAUUCCCCCUCAUCAGGAGUUUAA
Molecule: messenger RNA, 2928 nt
Organism: Closterium sp. Naga37s-1
Lineage: Eukaryota; Viridiplantae; Streptophyta; Zygnematophyceae; Desmidiales; Closteriaceae
Source: the annotation of a GenBank genome assembly